This is a messenger RNA of Heterobasidion irregulare TC 32-1, 1353 nucleotides long. RefSeq names its product cytochrome P450 monooxygenase 81 (gene cyp81). The coding region runs from base 1 to 1353 and encodes 450 amino acids. The record is from RefSeq and is a predicted model, not a curated record. Lineage: Eukaryota; Fungi; Basidiomycota; Agaricomycetes; Russulales; Bondarzewiaceae. Gene Ontology annotation, molecular function: oxidoreductase activity, acting on paired donors, with incorporation or reduction of molecular oxygen; monooxygenase activity; heme binding. The transcript is spliced from 10 exons.
AUGUACGUGACUGCAUCCCCUUUCACCAGUCGAGUGCGCUCGUUCAUUCCUCUGCACAGCUCGAUGCCAUCCCCACAAUCGGCUACUCAAAUUCUCUCCUAUAUCACCGCCGUGCGCUAUCUCUUUGAUGGCCGUAAGCUCACACAAGAAGGAUACGAUAAAUAUAAAGGCGGAGUGUUCAAGAUAGCCAUGCUCGACCACUGGGAGGUCAUCGCGAGUGGGCCCCGCGCCAUCGAAGAUAUAAGCAAAGCACCCACCGACACCUUAAGCCUCCUCGAUGCAGUUCAACGCACCGCCGAGGUCGACUAUACCCUCGUCCCGGAAAUCCGGCGCGACCUGUACCAUAUACACAUCAUUCGCUCGCGCCUGACGAGAGGCCUCAACGCGCUCUUCUCUGACGUGCGUGAGGAGGUUAUCUCUGCGUUCAAUGGGCUCGUACCAGUGACGGAUGAAUGGGUUCCAUAUCCCGCUCAAGAAACAGUGAUGCAGAUCGUUUCCUGGGCUAGCAACCGCGUUUUCGUAGGCCUUCUAAAAUGUCGCGAUGCGGAUUUCUGCGCGCUUAACGUCGAUUUCACCAUCGCCGUCGUCAAAGCCGUUCUCGUCCUCAACCGCUUCCCAGACUUGAUGAAAUCGCUUGCGAGUCGCCUGCUUACCAGCAUCCCCAGCGCACGCGCUAUCCACCACCUCGCCCCCAUAAUUGAAGAGCGUCGUGCGAAGCAGCUCGCCUUGGGCGAUUCAUGGGAUGAUAAACCGGGCCAAGAGCAGUCCGUACGCAACUUGGCGAUUCGGAUCCUCACCGUGAACUUUACGGCCAUCGAUACUUCGUCUAUGAGCUUCACUCAGACGCUCUACCACUUCGCCGCGAAUCCAGAGUACGCAUGCGUGCUGCGUGAGGAGAUCGAGUCCGCGGUCGCGGAAGAUGGGUGGACGAAGCACGCGCGGGAACGUUUCUCUCGUGCGCAUCGCUGCCGACACACCACGAUCCUGAACUGUAUGCCCAUUCCGACGUCUUCGAUCCCUGGCGCUUCGCCAGCAUGCGCGAAUCACACCAAUUCAGAUGACGACCUGAGCGCCCUGGUCAGGGCCAAACUCCAGAUAGUGUUCACCAGCACAGACUUCCUAUUCUUCGGGCACGGCAAGCACGCCUGCCCCGGGCGCUUCUUCGCCGCCCACGAGAUAAAAGCAAUGCUUGCGCACGUCGUCGUCGCCUACGACGUCAAGUUCGAGAACGGCGCUGCAGACUUCCCGCCAAAUGUGUUCAUUGGCUCUGCCUCUUUGCCGGGAAAGGGACAGGUCAUAUUCAGGAAGCGGCAGGUGAGCGACGAGUUGACUCUCGCUUUCCUAGAAAAGUAG